Callorhinchus milii (elephant shark) is the source of this 5645-nucleotide messenger RNA. It is a transcript of the gene heg1, whose product is annotated as heart development protein with EGF-like domains 1. NCBI's taxonomy places the organism in Eukaryota, Metazoa, Chordata, Chondrichthyes, Chimaeriformes, Callorhinchidae. Bases 102 to 4211 code for a protein of 1369 amino acids. Gene Ontology annotation, biological process: heart development. Gene Ontology annotation, molecular function: calcium ion binding. The transcript is spliced from 13 exons. The record is from RefSeq and is a predicted model, not a curated record.
GCCCCUCCAGCUCCCCCUCUGCCUCCCGCUCCCUCGGCCCCGGCCCGGGGGCUAUCACCGAGGACCGGAGCAGAUCGCCUCGGGAGGGGCUGAGUGCCGGGAUGGACCCGUUGCCCCCCUCGGGUUGGGGCCGGGGGUCGGGGUGGUGGAGGCGAUCAUUAACCAGCGGCGGGCCUAAAAGUAGCAAUCAGAUGAACAGUAGCAUUACUUCUGAGAGCUGGACACAUCAUUCACAGACUGACAGCACCUAUAUCACAACUGGAGAGGACACAUCUACCACUACUACAUCCCCGAAAGACACAGAAUUGUCUACUCAUUUUACAACAGUUACCAACAGUUCACAACUCGAUCGUUCAUCUUCAACAGACACUGGAGAGACUAUCACAAGUGAUUCUGAAUCGACGAGUCAUUUAAGUAUGACCAUGCUUUCAACAGGAGCUUUAUCUAUAGAUGUCUCAGACUCCAUCAAUCGUUCACCUUCGGGAAAUGAGCUUCCAAGUGGCGUUGGAGAAUUAACAAGCCAGAGACUUGUCAUUGAUUCAGAAAGAACUUUAAGUACUGCAGCAAAUACUUCUGAGGUGUUUGCAAUCACUUCACUGAAUCUUUCUGAACAAUCUUCAAAUACUUCACCGAUUAUUUCGGAAAGAUCUAUAGAUAUUUUAUCGAAUGCUUCUGAGGUCUCAUCAUUUACUUUACCGAGUCAUUCUGAAAGGUCUUCAGAAACCUCGCCUAAUAUUUAUGAAAGAUUACCUAUGGUUUCUAAAAGUUUUAUAAAUAUCGUACCAAAUAAUACUGACUUAUCUUCAUUUACUUCACUGACUGAAUCUCAAAUACCAAAUGAAAGCUCUUCAGAAACCUCACCUAGUAUUUCUGAAAGAUCGCUGAGUAUUUCUGAAAGUUCAUUGAGUAAUUCUGAACAAUCACUUAGUAUUUCUGAAAGAUCACUGAGUAAUUCUGAACAAUCACAGAGUAUUUCUGAAAGAUCACUGAGUAAUUCUGAACAAUCACAGAGUAUUUCUGAAAGUUCAUUGAGUAAUUCUGAACAAUCACAGAGUAUUUCUGAAAGUUCAUUGAGUAAUUCUGAACAAUCACAGAGUAUUUCUGAAAGUUCACUGAGUAAUUCUGAACAAUCACAGAGUAUUUCUGAAAGUUCACUGAGUAAUUCUGAACAAUCACUGAGUAUUUCUGAAAGAUCCAUAAAUACUGACUUCUCUUCAUUUACUUCGAUUGAUAUUUCUGAAACCUCAUCCAGUGUUUCUGAAUCCUCACCUAGUAUUUCUCAAACAUCACUGAGUAUUUCCAAAAGAUCAAUCAGUAUUUCUGAAACAUUCCCAAGUAUUUCUGAAACGUCACCUAGUACAUCUGAAGCAUCAUUGAGUAUUUCGGAGAGAUCCAUAAGUACACCAAACAAAACUGAAUUAUCUUCAUUUACUAUCCCGAACAAACCCGAAAGGUCUUCAGACACUUCAGUUAAUAUUUCUGAAAGAUCUGUAAAUACUGUUACAGUACAAGAUGCUUCCGAUAAGUCUUUAUUUACUUCACUGGAUGAUUCAGAAAGAACUUCAAAUAGUCCAUUGAAUGAUUCUGAAACCUUUUCAAGUCCUGCUGAGCCAUCAUUCAGUACGUUAUCAAAGGAGUCUUCAAGUACUUCAUUGAAUGGUGUCGAAAAGCAUUUAAGUACUUCGGCAAAUGAUUCUGAAGGUUCAAUGGAUGCUUCAACAAUUAGUCCUGAAGAGGCAAGAGAUUUAUUUUCGACAAUUUCACCCGUGGAUUUGAAUGACAUCAGCAAUGGUUCAGACGUAUCAGCUUCAGCAACUGGUUCACAGUCAACCAGUCGCUUACAUGUUUAUCCAAGUGUAGCAACUGUACCUGCUAUUAUAACAAGUACUUCAGUUAGCAAGACAACGGAUGAUUUCUUAAAUACCACUUUUCUUUCUACGGAAAAUAACACUAACUUGAUGGUUACAACUUUAUCUUCUAGACACACAGAUUCAGAAAGGUUGCCUGAUGAUUCUACGAAGAUAACUUCCUCUAGUUUUAGCGCAAUCAAUUCUUCCAAACUGGAUCUAGUGGUAUCAGAAACUGACAGUCUUCUUAAAUCAACCCAGUUUCUCAGAACAACGGCACAAAAUACUCUCAGUACAGUAGUUCCUGGAAGAACAACAGACUCUCCAGGAACUGUAGGACAUUCAACAACAAAUGGAGAUUUAUCAUUUUCGACCGCAGGGCUGCCUGUUACAGAAACAAGAACUUCCUCAGCAAAAAUUCUGAUAACACCUGGGACUCAAUCCAUCACAACCUCUGCACUUUCACAAACCCCCACAGACACUUCACAGACUCCAGAAAUUAGUACGGUGGGAAGAGAACUUACCAGUGAGAGGACCAGUCCGGCAGCUUUGACCAGUACUUUCAUAGCAAGAGAAACCACAGAGAUUAUGCAGGUGCUGCCUACAACUGCCCUCAUUGAAACAACUGAACCAACCAGUACAACAAUUGUGACAAGCACAAAGAUUUGGACUAGCGCAAGGUCAGCAAGUGUUACACCAAAUGUAACUCACUCAGAAACCUCAACCAGCACAUAUAUUCCAACCAGCACAGAGAUUGCUACCAGCACAAUGCUGUCAACCAGCACAAGUAGUCCAGCUAGCACACAUAUUCUAUUCAGCACAACGCCUCUAACUAGUACAAUGCUUCUAACUAGCACAGGGAUUCCAACCAGCACAAGUAAUUCAGCUAGCACAGAGAUUGCUACCAGCUCAAUGCCUUCAGCCAGCUCAAUGCCUUCAACCAGCUCAAUGCCUUCAACCAGCUCAAUGCCUUCAACCAGCUCAAUGCCUUCAACCAGCACAAUGUCUCCAAUCACCACAUGGAUUCCUGCCAGUACAAGGACUCCAACUAGCACAGUGAUUCCCAUCAGUACAAGAAUCACAACUACUAAAGAAUCUGCUCCGGAAACAACAACAAUAACAACAACAACAGCAGUGCUUCAUAUUACCAAUACAAGUACAUCUCAAAUGUCCACAGUAUCGGCAGAGAACCUCUGCAUCUCAAAUCCUUGUCUGAAUGGUGGCACGUGUAUCAUUCUUGAUAAUAACAGCAAACAGUGUGUAUGCCCACCCAACUGGCAAGGAACAGACUGCAAUGAAGAUGUGGAUGAGUGCCUAUUAAAUCUCUGCCCAUCUCAAGCACAGUGCCUUAACACCCUGGGCUCUUUCACCUGUAAGUGCCCUGCGGGGUAUUACCUCGAGAAAGGAGCAAGAUGCACUUUGGCAAGAACCUUUGCAGGUAUUUUCUACAUGGAGCGCCCCUUCACCAUCAAAUCCCGAAUCUCAGGAACUUGGGAGCUUGAAACAAAUAUUUUAAAAAUGCUUAAUGCUUCUCUGUUUUCUCUAAACGGCUACCAUACAUCUGUCGUUGUCGAAUUAAGCGAGCCUGACGUCAGCAUUUCUGUCUUGAAUAUGUUUAUACUCUCAUCCAAUGUUACUACCUCAGAGGUAUUGAACAGUGUACAAACUUACAUAGCAAACUGCAGGAAUCACCCUGGAAGCUGCCAAUUUCUGCACCAUUACCAGAUGUUCUAUAAAGAUAAAAAAUUAUGUAGCUUGAAAUUUCCUGAAUGUGACAGUGCAACUGCAGAAUGUAAUGAUUUUAACGGGAUCGCAGUGUGUCAGUGUAAAGAUGGUUAUUUCAAAUACAGCACCAUGGAUCAUUCAUGUCGAGCAUGUGAUGAUGGCUACAAAUUAAAGAAUGGAACCUGCAUCCCUUGCCUGUUUGGAUUCGGUGGAUUCAACUGUAAAAAUCCUUAUAAACUCAUCACUGUGGUGAUCGCUGCUGCUGGGGGAGGAUUGCUGCUUAUCCUGGGCAUUGCACUAACAAUCACUUGCUGCAGGAAAGGUAAAAAAGAUAUCAGAAAACUGAUCUUCAAGGGUGAAGAUUUUCAGAUGUCUCCAUACGCUGAUUACCCUAAAAAUCCCAGGAUAUCUGCGGAGUGGGGCAAAGAGACGAUAGAGUUGCAGGAGAAUGGAAGCACAAAAAACUUACUGCAGAUGACAGAUGUGUACUGUUCGUCUGGAUUGAGAGUGUCAGAUGUAGACAGAAAUGGACUGUAUCCUUACACUGGUUUACCAGGAUCACGCUAUUCCUGUAUCUAUCCUGGACAAUACAAUCCGUCUUUCAUCAGUGAUGAAGCCAGAAGACGGGACUAUUUUUAACCAAAGAAUACUACAGAUUUAUUUUUUAGCGUUGCACCAGAACUUGGCGCAUCGAAGCAAAAAUAAAGAGAGAUGAUCUACUGAAAAACAGCUGAAUGAUGGUAAAAGACUGGUGGAAUGUGAAGAAGCCCUAUACAGUCAUGUUGUCAGCAACGACCUUACGCAGUAUCACACUGUGACCAGCAAACAAUCAAGUGACAUACAUCGACUGCACUGAAUGUCCUUAUUUGCAGCGACACUCAGACACGCUCUGCUUAACAAGUGGGCAAUUCCUUUCUUGUUCCUAGUUUCCUGAUAAUUGGUAUUAUUUCAUUUGACGAAACCGCUGCCAGUAUUAUCAACCUGACUAAAUAGUAAUGUUGCACAACUCUAAGAGACACUAAUGGUGACAAAUUGGUGGAAGAAAUAAGCACUAUUAAGCCAUAAACCCAAGUGUCUUUACUAUUGUAUUGUUCCAGUCUAACAGGAAUUCAACCACAUCAGUAUUAUGGCUGGAAACCUCAGUCUGAAUUUGAAAGCCUGCUUCUCAAUCACUUUACAUGCUUACGGUGCUUGGUUCACAUGAUAUUUGCGCUGAUUAUUAAACUAGUUUUUCUUAUUCUUUCCUUUCUCGCUAAUGCACAGCUUCUGUCGGAAGAACAUGAAAACCAGCAUGUUCCUCCUUAACUCUAAGGUAUUGUACAGCACAGUCAAUGGAGCAGAGUUUUUCCAAGUUUAAAAAAAAAUGUUGCAUUCACUUCCCAUGUCAACUUAACGCGGGGGAACGUUGACCACAGAUAUUGUUCAGUACUAAACAUUUUCAGAAUAUUGAACUCAAUGAUUUCUGAUCGCCAGAGACUGAGAUUGCAAGGAAAUGAUCUCAAAAGAUGUUAUUUAUAACCGCCUUACGUAAGAUAGUGCUGAAUUAAUAAUACUUGUUUUGCUGCUGCAGUUAGCUGCUUUUCGUGCUCAGAGACGCUACCCUGCUUGGGGCGGGGGUGCUAUAUAAAUGCAAGUUGUUGUCGUUGCUGUUUUAACCACGCGUCUUUUUUAAAGUUUGAUUUAAUAAGUUUUUUUAUGCUUUGUCUGCUGAUCUCAUCCAGUGGGCAGUGGUUUUGCUAAUUUUCAGCUUGCUCAGUGCAACACUGAAGGACAAGAUACAGUAUUAAAGUAAACUUCUCAAAUGUCAGGAGUAGCUUUAUCCCGCAGCAUGGCGUCAGCUGUAGUUUGCGUCAGCGUAUGUUGGUAUAUACCCAGUCCUGAUGUUUUCCUUCCUUUUUGUAAUCUCAGGGGAAAUGUUGUAUUCAGUAUUGGGGUAAAGUGAACUCGUCUAAUGGGUUGACCGUUAAAAUGCCAUCGCCAGUUCAGAGUUCUUGCAUAUACACAAUACAGCGCAAAAUUAUCUUUGUAAAGCGUCUUUCACGUCGGGAGGACAUCCCAAGGUGCUGAACAGUC